Molecule: messenger RNA, 4121 nt
Organism: Hymenoscyphus albidus
Lineage: Eukaryota; Fungi; Ascomycota; Leotiomycetes; Helotiales; Helotiaceae
Source: the annotation of a GenBank genome assembly
CUUCUAUCGCUGCUUAAGUCCGUCACCCUUGAAUCCCCAUCCCAUCCCAUCCCAUCCCCAUCUCCAUGGAAAUGUCCUGCCGGCAACACCAACCCAUCCACCCAGCCGACCAGACCAAACAAUGGCUUCGGAGCUCUCCCCACACUCUGCAUUCUUCACCGCGCAGCCGUCCAUCGCCCCUCAACCUUAAUGCGCAUCCCAGUCUGAUAGCCCGAAUCCGUUCUGCCCUGCCCUGAGACGACUGCAGUGUCUGGAGCUGGAGACGCCUGCAGCCAGCCCAUUGGCCAUGCCGGACAAAUGCACCAUGUCGAUGCUACUCUGUACCAAAGGCUACAAUGUUACCCCAUCCCAUCCCGUAUACCUCGCAUAACUGACGCCAGUACCGCUACCGCCACGCACGCAUGCUAUAUUGAUAUAUCGGGAGAUGCAGACAGCAUCUGGGUGUCAGAUUCGAUCGCCCCAGCCUUAUUCGGACAUCACUGACCAAGAGCUGACGCAGGCUUGGAACCUGCGUGCAUUGGCAAACGGGGGCACAGCAGUAGAUGGAACUUCAUGGGACCAGCAGCGGAGGGAGAUGUCGACCACGGGACCUCUUCUGCGCCGACAACGACGCCAAUUCGAGGGGAAACCAUGUCCUCCAUACACCCAACCAGCCCUCGGACAGGAGAUGCCGCUCAAUGUACAGGUACAGAUACCACCCAUACAUAAACGAGUCGCGGAGGAAAUAUUAUUACAUGGCAUCGCGGACCAAGCGUGGCUGCAAGGUUCUUCACAUGGCAAGGGGAGGGUGUGUGGGUGUGGUCAGACGCGAUAUUUCGCCAAAAACAGACGCAACAAGUACAUGGCGUCUCUUUCAAGCACCCACUACUCGAGCACUGCUACCUCUCCAUGAGUCCUUCGUCAUCAGAGUUUCAUCCUCAAUCGGAUUGUAAGAGAAAACACGCCAUUCUUUCGUACUCCGGGAGUGCUCCCAAGGUCAUUUCCGCUAUAUACCCCAUAUCCAUCUUGGCCUUGUCAGCAUUUUUGAUAUCAAUAUCACGGAGCAACAUACACUGUUCGCUGGUUGGUAUCAGCUUCCCGUCAAACCGCCCAGGAUCACCCAAAGAGUCUUGGAGCAUGAAUAAUUCCAGAAGCGGUGAACUUGGCUUUCGACGCCCUCGCAACUCUCCUCCUAAUCCGGGUAAGCGACUACUGGCUGGAACCCCAGAUGAGUCUUUGAAGAUAGGUGAUUUGGAAGGGCUGAAAUACGGUAAUGCAGCUUGAAUGUUGACUGGUCAUAUUUGACUUUAAGGUGGCGAUCCUCAACAGUUACCCCCAGAUACGAAGUACAAUGGUUGGCUCCAGCCGCUCAACCCGCCAGUAGUACGAAGUAUUUGCGAAUUCCAUUUAAGGCAUGGGGAUGAUCCUCCGGGGUGAAAGUUCUCUUCAGCCAUUGACCCCGCUAUUAUGUUUCUCUGACUGUCGUGACAGAUUCAGGGUAUUCGAGUAAUAACGAAAGGUCUACAUUUGCAAGCAGCCUCCUUCGGCCUUUCCCUCGGAUCGGCACGUCUCCAGGAAUUGCAGAUCUUUCUCAACCUGAACUUCCUUUUUCCUACUCAAGCAAGAUUACUAAGACGAGUAAGACCCUGGAUUGUAAAAUUGUUAUCAGCACUCUUGCGGUCAUCGAUUUUCGUGAUACUUGACUACUGUUGGGCGGUCCGGAACAGGUGCCGGUCACCACAGCAGAUUGCAAACAUACCUCUUCAAGGAGUACAAAGACGGAUGUCAAGGUCAUCACGUGCAGUAUAAAUCAUCCUUUCGACCCCAAUCCCGUCCGAUUCUGUACCAGUAUCGAUCUUGCUACCCAUUCGGAAGGAAUAUGUGGACCUCCUAUAUAUAGGUAUGUUGGGGUUCUGGCUCAACCUCGCCACGUGGCGUAGUUGCAGCCCUAAAUGUGUUUAUCGGUGAUUUCUUCAUUACUUGUAUGCAGUCAUAUUACUCCUUUUAAACCUUGACACCCCGGCCUUGGAACGUACUCCAUUUUUCUCCCCUUCUUGGCCUUUGCUCCCCAGAUAUAAAGUCUCGUUUGACCCUCUUGGCAAACGAAAACUGAUUGCACUUUCAUCACACUCACAUUCAACCAACUGUCUUUGUUAUAAAAGACUGUGAAUCUUGACCACAGCAUUGCAAGCACAUAAUGUCCUGGCCCCCAUAUCGAAUCAUACCGCCGUAUUCCCCUCAACAACAAUCACGAUCCAAUCUUACUUCCAACCUACAUAAUGUUGCUCUCUUCGCCCAGAUCUCGCGGGUUACGCACCACGCACUCCUUCAACAAUCAAAUGGGCUAUAUGGAUAUCCCAAGACAGUCCUCAACGAAUGAUAUGCACGCCAUGAACCCUGAACUCCAAAACAUUACCCCAAAUACCCUAUACCUCACUUUCAAUGCUCCCAAGGUAGAUGAAUAUGUACGGCUUUCCCAAAUGUCUCAUGUCCCCAACUGACACUCCACCAGCACCGAGGACUCUUCCUGACCUACCCACCAUCACCCUCCACUUCCCGUCACGGCGACACGCACCCCACCACGAGCGGAACCCUUUUCCAUGCCACAUGGAAAGAGCAGGACUCCGCCUGGGUGCUUGAGAAAAGAACCAUUAAAGACAUCUCCACGUCUCAAUCCCUGGUUCUUCUCUAUAAAAUUCAAAGCAUGGAUCCUAACUCUACCGCCAACUUGGUCGACCUUUUCAAUGGGAUUCAAGGCGUUCUCGAAAGCGUUCCUAUGGGAAGAGCAGAGAGAAAGUUGGCUUAUGGAUACUCACCAAAGGGAAACCCGGUGUUGGGGGGUUACGACUGCGUUAUCUGGACUGGUGACGCAUUGAGAGCGCUUGGAGCGGAAGGAUUGAUUGAUCUGAGGGGGUGCGAUGUUGGUUAGUUGGCCUUCCCAUCUCUUUCCUUGAUUUUCCUGUUCCUCUUUGUUCUGUUUUCGAGUUUGUUUGAGGGGGUUGAGGUUCCUUGUGCUUGUCCACUGCCCUUGUCUGCGUGCCCCUGUGGCUUGUAUAUACCCCUGAAGAGGUUUGACCAGGGAUCUUUUCAAGGGUAUCGUACCGCGCUUAUGGGCUAGUCACCCACUCCACUAUUUCUAUUGAAGAAGUGGACAUAUGGGUCAAGGUGGAUAGCUCGGGUUCCUGUCAUGCAGAUCAUAUUUGCGAAAACUCUAUAACGCCUAGAUCCGAGUCUUUGAUUCGCUGGUUUCGCCAAACAAGGGGACUGAGAUAUAUUAUUAACUGGCAGGGUGCUACUCCGAGCUAUCCAUCUCUCCUUUUACCCUUUAUGUACCUUUCCCCGCGAGCCCCGUACCCUGUAGUUGGGAUGGGCGUUAGCCGGUGGGUUUGUCAUGAUUUUGGGGUUGCCGGGAGGUGGGUCGAGACUCGAGGGAAGAGGCGGGUUCUGUUUUCCGGUUCAGGGUUUCUAGUCUGUGCUGCGUUCGUCUGUUUUGUUUGUUUUUGAUCAUGCGCUGACGAUAUCCAUGUGUAGAUGGGGUUAUGGCAAAAGCUCGUGCUCGUGCUGGACCUGCGGAUGCGAGGGAGGCGGUAGGCCGAGAUUUUGGGGGUUUGAGGGUUAUUGCUUGAAGCGUUUCCAUGGGGUUUCGGGCAUGAAGUACGGACUUGAAGGUCUAUGGAGUUUAGGCGCUUGUUUGGUGGGUACGGGAGGGCGUAUUUGCAGCGUAUAGAAAGAUCGGUGCUCACGUACAGAUGGGUGGAGUUGGAUAUGGAUCGGAUUGAAUAUUUUUUUUCUGGCGAAGCGGGUUCUUGGUGUUCUUUUGGUAGGAGGAAAGGGGUGGGGGAGUUUGUGGUCUGGACUCUGGAGUUUCUUUGGGUGAUCGACCAACUUAGUCCACUUGCCUGUAUGGUUUGGAUGCGUUGAGGGAAUUGGAAUGGAGUUUUGGGGGGUAGUUUUUUUUUUGUGGGGAAGGGGAGGGAUCAUUGAUCAACCAUCGAUCUCUUGAGGAGUUUUUUGGUCUAGGUUCCUUUGGAUUGGAGUAGUCUGGAUUUAGACGAAGGCUCGGUUUUGUGAGGGUUUUCUUGGGGAUUUUCUUGGGGAUAUCCUUCUUCUUUUCGAUUAGAAAUUAGAAAUUAGAAAAUUCU